Penicillium manginii is the source of this 894-nucleotide messenger RNA. RefSeq lists its product as uncharacterized. Bases 1 to 894 code for a protein of 297 amino acids. Gene Ontology annotation, cellular component: nuclear outer membrane; nuclear pore transmembrane ring. Gene Ontology annotation, biological process: protein import into nucleus; spindle pole body duplication. The transcript has 2 exons. The record is from RefSeq and is a predicted model, not a curated record. Lineage: Eukaryota; Fungi; Ascomycota; Eurotiomycetes; Eurotiales; Aspergillaceae.
AUGGCCUCCCAAUCUCUACCAUCGACCCCCAAACCCGCUACACCUGUUGUAGCUCCUGGCUCAGCGUCGGGUACCCCAGGAAAAUGGCGCCAUCCACAGCUCAGCGAGAUCGUGAGACGGCAAGAAGCCUCAACUUUUGGGGAUAAGAACCUGAGAAGGCUCCUGUGGAAUGGAGGUGCUUUGGCCGCGACCUGGAUAUUCAAGGACUUCUCCAAGACCUACUCGCGUCUACUUGUCAGCGCCGACCCCAAGUCUGUUUACAACCACCUCCCGCUGCUUCUUCUACAAGCGCUCCUCGUUUUCAACGUCUGUGUCGCGUUAUACCCUCUCUUCCGACGCAAGGACGACUUCUCCGAUAUUCCCCUCACACCUACCCAGCGUGCACUUCUGGGUAUGGACCCUAAUGCAACACCGCCUGCGACACCUGGGACACCAUAUGCGACACCUCCGCGGUACCGGGUGUCUACCUCGCGCAAAGGCAGUCCGGCUAGCGCAUCCGGUCAUAGUCCCUCUUCUCCGCUAUCCGCAAACCCUGGAUUGUCUGGGCGCCGAGUCUCGUCAGGCACCUUCUCACCAGCAUCGAGUCCUCUUUUCCACAAGAAUGUCGUAAACGAGAGUGGAGCAGGCGGUGGUCGCAGACCGAGCUUUGGGUCGCCUUCCCCUCUUGCUCGUAGCAAUUCGUUCAACAACUCGUUUAACAACUCCCUUGGCAACUCCUUCGGCAACUCUUUCAGCACUUCCCUUGGAAACUCCCUCGGCACAUCUUUUGGAGAGUCGACGAUGGCGCCGAGCACCCCUUCUCCUCUUGCCGGCAAGCGUCAAAGCCUGGGAUUAAGCAACAAAUGGCUCUACGAGCGCAGCAGACGGUUGUCUGCUAGCAAUGGCACUCUGUGA